Molecule: messenger RNA, 555 nt
Organism: Dermacentor albipictus
Lineage: Eukaryota; Metazoa; Arthropoda; Arachnida; Ixodida; Ixodidae
Source: RefSeq, a predicted model, not a curated record
GACGAAGCCAGCCAUCAUGGACGAGGAGCUCUCGGAACUCGAAAGCGGGGCGGUGAUGAGAGACCACACCCUGGAUAUGAUGAACUUUUGCUAUCUCGACCUGCUGGACCAGUCGUCGCUGAAGGGCGAACGGCAGCAGGUGGCCAUGGACACGGGCGCUGAUUGGUUGCCUGACACCACCUCGCUGCUGCCGACGGCAUCGGAAUGGAGCUUACCUCUGCGGCGAAGCCUCUGCCUCAAUGAGACUCCUGGCGACAAUCAGCGAGUGACCGAUAAACAAGGCGACAGCGCGGUCACGGAUAGCAAGUCCGGCGAGUUGAAGGCCACCGACGGAUGGCGAUCCUUCCUGAGCAAGGCAACCCGGCCUUUGGUCCUCGUCUCCAUCCUGCUGGCUGUGGCCAUCGCGAUCGCGUUCGCGUAUGCGAUCGUUACCGCCGCCCGCCUGGCUCCCCAUCGCGCGAAGCGGGGCCUGGCGCGGUCAUUCAACGACACGGAUGCCGCUUUGGGCUAAAUAAUGCACACCAAUGCGCAUUACAUUUUUUUGUUCGAAUUAUA